Molecule: messenger RNA, 1503 nt
Organism: Hypomesus transpacificus
Lineage: Eukaryota; Metazoa; Chordata; Actinopteri; Osmeriformes; Osmeridae
Gene: ppt1
Product: palmitoyl-protein thioesterase 1 (ceroid-lipofuscinosis, neuronal 1, infantile)
Exons: 10
Coding region: 121-1047 (308 amino acids)
Biological process (GO): protein depalmitoylation; receptor-mediated endocytosis
Cellular component (GO): lysosome
Molecular function (GO): palmitoyl-(protein) hydrolase activity
Source: RefSeq, a predicted model, not a curated record
GAACUCAGUGUACACCGAUCUUCCGCGUUGGGUUGAGCAUGAUCAUGUGAUAAACUAGCUCAACUGCUAUUCUCUGUUUCAAUUUUAAGUGGCUUGCUUCAGAAAGGAUUAGUGCCCACCAUGACAAGGCCUCUACAUCUCAUCCUCGGGGCGUUAGCCUUGAUGUUUGAUGUCCUUGGUCCUGUACAUGCAGGGCCUGUGCACGAGCCUGGCAACGGGACUUUGCCUCUGGUUUUGUGGCACGGGAUGGGAGACAGCUGCUGUAACCCUCUCAGCAUGGGAGCUAUCAAGAAGAUGAUUGAGGAGGACAUCCCUGGGAUUGAUGUCCAGUCUUUAAUGAUUGGAAACAACGUUAUACAGGACACAGAGAAUGGUUUCUUUCUGGACGUGAAUACACAGGUUUCCAUGGUGUGCAGCCAACUGGCCCAGGAUCCCAGGCUGAAGGAUGGCUAUAAUGCCAUGGGUUUCUCCCAGGGGGGGCAGUUUCUGAGGGCAGUUGCACAGCGCUGUCCUUCUCCUCCAAUGAAAACACUAAUAUCUGUUGGCGGACAGCACCAAGGUGUGUAUGGAUUACCCAGGUGUCCUGGCGAGAGCUCCCACAUCUGUGACUGGAUACGUAAGGAACUUAACUCAGGGGCAUACACUGAUCUCGUGCAAAAACACUUGGUGCAGGCUCAGUAUUGGCAUGACCCUCUGAACGACGACCUAUACAAAAAACACAGCCUCUUCCUGGCCGACAUCAAUCAAGAAAGGGUUGUAAACGAGACCUACAAGAAGAACCUACAAUUGCUGGAUAAGUUUGUGUUGGUCAAAUUUCUGCAGGACACUGUUGUAGAUCCAGUCGACACUGAGUGGUUUGGAUUCCUGAAAACUGGCCAGGCAAAGGAGACUGAGACCCUUCAAGAGAGUGUGCUUUACAAAGAGGACCGACUGGGGUUGGCAGCCAUGGACCAGGCAGGGAAGCUGGUCUUCUUGGCCUCAGAAGGAGACCACCUUCAGUUCACCAGGGAGUGGUUCAACACCAAACUGCUGCCUUACCUGCGCUAGUCAGCCUGCAGCAUACCCAUAACACAGCCCCUAAAAUUACACUUUUCAGUGGGCUAGUAGGAUAGUUCAGCGAUGUUACAAAGCAAUUGUACUAGUAAUGGAACUCAGAUCAGUUGAGUUUGCAACAUUCCAGUAUGGAAGGGCCCUGUGCAAUCCUGACUCACCCUCAGCCUGUCUUCUGGGGUACCUUCGCUUGAUGUUGACAAAGUUAUAGGCCUACUGCUGUUCUAAUGCACUGAUGCUUCCUGUCAUGGCCAUAUUUGACUCCUGGUAUGUAACAUAUGACCUUUAAUGACUUUAGAACCUUGUAUGACCUGAGUCAAAACAACAAUAUUAAACAGGUAUAUUUUACUUUCUUUUAUUUUGAGUUGACAGCUAUAUGAAGCAAUGUUAACUAUGCAAGAUGGUUAGUUGUGUGCUGUAUUUUUGAAUAAAAUGAAUUACAAAAAAUGUGAA